AUGACCUCAUCACCUCGAAGCCCCUCCAAGUCGCCCUCGUCCAGCCCCGAGACGGACAGCGACAAGGUGGUAGAGACGCCGGAGAUGACACCGCCGACGACGCAGAGGCCCAGGAAGCUCAAGUCCCCGCCGUCGCAGCCUCAGCCUCGUCCGCCUCUCCCGCCUCGUCCGCCUCGCAUCCGCCGCCCCAGGAAGGGCUCCCUCCGUGACAUCCUCCGCCAGCACGCCGGCACCGCGCUCUUCAUGCGCCCCAUCUGCUGGACAGAUCUUCACGCCAGCCUGCUCGGGGCGCGCUUCUGUGAGCUGCCCCCUUGCGACACGCCACAGCCUUGCGACCUGCCGGGCCCCACGCCGUCGCAGGGCCACAUUCAGCCGUCGGACACAAUCACCAGGCUGAGCGAGGCGCUGACGGAGAUCCUGACGCCCCUUUCGCCGGUAGCAAAGCCGACUUCCACAGCCGUCAAAGUCAUCCUGUCGACGCUGUGGCCGGCGGCGUUUGCCAAAUCGCACACGGCACCAGAACUCAACAUGUACUAUGGCGAUAAGGUCUACUUUGACGCCGUCCGUGCCCAGGCGCUAUGGAACUUUCCUCCAAACCCUCCCACCUUGUCAUCACAAAGCUCUACCGCGACAAUAAUAGCCCGCCCUUGCGAGUCUCAUGGCUCCCUAGCAUCAACCACCACAGCCCACUCGCCUGCCAACCUACCGAUGCUAUGUUAUAUCGGAAAGCAACAGCUGGCGACAAUACGCCAACAUCUCUUUCGCGUAGGCACUGGGCCCGAUGCCAAGCCCAACAUGCCUGUAUUACGGCUACAGCGGCUGCGGGCGAAGCAGCUCAUCCCCACAGACUCUGACGAAGAUGCGCAUUUCGUCGGCAUUUUCCUGGCCAUGGCCCAGCGCCACUUCUACACAACGCCGGUCAAAAUCCCCAGAGAGGGAUAUUGGCCGCCGCGAGAGGGUCGUUGGUCGCCGCGGGAGGGCAAGCCUCCCAGACCCAACUUCCAGGAUGUCAAGCUGAGAAUCCUGACUCACGACAACGAGACGUGCGAGUUCCUGGUCUAUACGGGGUACGUGACGGCCAAGUUCCUCGACCGGUUCUACGACCCCUCCUGCGCUCCGUUGGACGAAGACGGCAACGUUGAGGGGAUGAAGAUUGAGUUUACUCGCGUGCCCAUCUGGCCCAUCCUGGGGCUGCGGGAACGACUGGGAAAGGCCCUGGGCGAGGACAUUGUGGGCCCGUUUGACCCGAGCAAGAUGGAGACGUGGGAGUUUGACGGCCCGAGGCCUGAGCCGAGAUCACAGGACUCGGAUGCUACCGUUGCUACUGUUCUGACUUCUAAGCGCAAGCGUGGCAGCUCUCCAUCCACAUCGGGCGAGAGCUCAGAAGAGGAGUCGGAUGAUGAUGAUUCUGACUUGCCAGACAAGCGAAGAUGCUUGAGUGAAGAGAGCCGUGUUGGCGUUGUGGUAUAG
Messenger RNA from Trichoderma reesei QM6a, 1470 nucleotides. RefSeq lists its product as uncharacterized. The transcript has a single exon. The record is from RefSeq and is a predicted model, not a curated record. The coding region runs from base 1 to 1470 and encodes 489 amino acids. Lineage: Eukaryota; Fungi; Ascomycota; Sordariomycetes; Hypocreales; Hypocreaceae.